AUGCUGAGAUUUCGUGUUAAAAGAGCACCAAAUAAAGGUAUUGUUUUGCUUUGUUUUAUUUUCAUUCUUUUACAUUUCAUUAAAAAUCUCAAAACUAAUCAAUAUUCUUUUCUUUUUUAUCCAGGUGAUCCGGACGUCAAUAAUAAUAAUAAUAAUAAUAACAAUAACAACAAUAAUAAUAAUGCAUUUGUAUUAAAUGGUACCAAUCGUUUUGAUAAACAUAAUCAGGAAAAUGAUCAAAUUGAUACUCGAUAUCCAUCAUCAAAACUAAAUGACAAACCUCGUAGUAAAACUCCAACACCAUUUGGUUCAGCACCAUUAGCUGAUACAUUACCAUUACGUUCUCGAACGCCACUACCAACAUCAACAACAAUAACAACAAAUAAUCAUCAACCAACACAUUCAACAACAACUGAUAAUAAUAAUCCAUACGAUAAUAAUUUAAGUUUUCUUCUACCAAAUAGUGUUGAUACAUCAACACCAAUUAUUGAAACAGAAUUAUCUCCAAAUUCAAUGAAUACAUUUAAUCGUCAAACAGCUUGGUCACGUAGUGCACGUGACAUACGAACAACAACAGCAACGUCAACAACAAAUGGACAUACUUCUAUAUUACGAAGUAAAACUCCUGGACCAGAAUUUGGUACAACAAUAUCAUCAUCAUAUCGUGCAAAUACAUUAAUGGGAAUGAAACAACGAAGUAAAACACCAACAGCUAAUGAUUUUUCAUCAAAUAAUUUACAUAAUAGUCGAUCAUUACAAUCUGUUCAUCCACAAUAUUUUGAAUUAGUUGUUAAUUUAACAAUUUCACGUCCAAAUGAUGGUUUUGGCUUAAGAAUUGUUGGUGGUGAAGAAGAAAAGUCUCAAGUAUCUGUUGGUCGUAUUGUUCCUAAUUCACCAGCAUAUAUUGAUGGUCGUCUUCGUAAAGGUGAUGAAAUUAUUAAAAUCGAUGGUCAUUCAACUAUACGUGCAUCACACGAAAGAGUUGUUCAAUUAAUGCAGCAAGCAAAAGAAAAUCAACGUGUCAGUUUAAUUGUUCGUCGUUAUUUAUAUCCAAAUAAUAAUCAGUUAUCAAAUCAAUAUAAUCAAACGGAUAUUGAUCCAUAUUUGCCGAAUGAUUUUCGUACGAACUCAUCAAUUGAUAAUGGAAUACGUUAUGUGACAUUACAAAAAAUGAAUGAUAAUCAAAGUUUUGGUUUUGUUAUUAUAUCAUCACAAAACAAGGCCGGUGCUACAGUUGGCAAAAUAAUUCCAAAUAGUCCGGCUGAUCAAUGUGGUCAACUUCAUAUUAAUGAUCGUAUCUUAGCUGUAAACGGGGUUGAUUUAACUCAUAUGUUACAUACAGAUGUUGUUAAUCUAAUAAAAGAUUCUGGUCGAACAAUCACACUCAAAAUUGGUCCACCUAUUCAUUAUGAUGAUCGAUCUCAGGAAAUUUCAAAUCCAUUUUCAACAAUGUCUAAUAAUAAUCUACCCAACGGUAUUCGACCAUCAUCUUCAUCACCAAUGGUUAUUGCUAAUGGUACUACUCAUCAUUCAUUAUCAAAUAAUGCAUAUCAUUCAACGAAUAAUGGAAAUCAUUCAAUAAGAAAUGCAUUUUCACAUAAUCCCUUGAAUAUUCUUGAAAGAAAUCAAAAUCGUCCACCGUCAAGAGGGAAUGGCGUUUUAAAAUCUUCAUCAUUAUCAGAUGAUUAUUUUACUGCUGAUCUUCAACGUCCAUAUCCGACUUCAAGUUUUGGAUUUAGUAUUCGUGGUGGACGAGAAUUUUCUAUUCCAUUAUUUAUAUUAAAAUUAGCUGAUAAUGGACCGGCUGCACGAGAUGGUCGAAUGAAAUCCGGCGAUCAAAUUAUUGAAAUUAAUGGUCGUUCAACAUAUGGUAUGACUCAUAAUGAAGCAAUAUCUUUAAUUCGUGAUGGUGGACUUUAUGUUAGAUUACUAUUAAGAAAAACCAAUGCACCCCCACCGAGUCUUGACGAAGUAAAAACAGCAAUGGCACCAAUGGGACAUGGUGUAGAUUAUUAUAAUCCAGGUUUAAGUAGCCAUUGGCAACCAAGUGGUUAUGCAUAA
Messenger RNA from Rotaria sp. Silwood2, 2061 nucleotides. NCBI's taxonomy places the organism in Eukaryota, Metazoa, Rotifera, Eurotatoria, Philodinida, Philodinidae. The record is from the annotation of a GenBank genome assembly.